This is a messenger RNA of Miniopterus natalensis, 4007 nucleotides long. It is a transcript of the gene PRMT9, whose product is annotated as protein arginine methyltransferase 9. Gene Ontology annotation, cellular component: nucleus. Gene Ontology annotation, molecular function: histone methyltransferase activity; protein binding; protein-arginine N-methyltransferase activity. The record is from RefSeq and is a predicted model, not a curated record. Gene Ontology annotation, biological process: chromatin remodeling; peptidyl-arginine methylation, to asymmetrical-dimethyl arginine. NCBI's taxonomy places the organism in Eukaryota, Metazoa, Chordata, Mammalia, Chiroptera, Miniopteridae.
GUCCUUGCAGAGCGCCGAGCACUGCAUGCGUGCCCAGGAUUUCGGCACCGCUUACGCCCACUACCUCCUCGUGCUCAGCCUGGCGCCGGAGCUGAAAGACGACGUGAAGGAAACUUUUCAGUACACACUCUUCAGAUGGGCUGAAGAGCUUGAUGCUCUCAGUAGAACACAAGACUUACUUGGUUGCUAUGAGCAAGCUCUGAAACUGUUUCCUGAUGAUGAAGUGAUUUGCAAUAGUAUGGGGGAGCAUCUCUUCAGGAUGGGCUUUAGAGAUGAAGCAGCUGGGUAUUUUCAUAAAGCAGUGAAGCUAAACCCUGAUUUCAGCGAUGCAAAGGAGAAUUUUUACCGUGUUGCAAAUUGGUUGGUGGAACGUUGGCACUUUAUCAUGCUUAAUGACACCAAAAGGAACACGAUUUAUAAUGCAGCAAUCCAAAAGGCUGUUUGUUUGGGAUCCAAAAGUGUUUUGGACAUUGGAGCAGGAACUGGAAUACUAAGUAUGUUUGCUAAAAGAGCCGGAGCGCACUCGGUGUAUGCCUGCGAGUUAUCCCAGACCAUGUAUGAACUUGCCUGUGAUGUAGUGGCAGCGAACAAGAUGGAAGCAGGGAUCAAACUCUUACAUAUGAAGUCGCUUGACAUAGAAAUUCCAAAACACAUUCCUGAAAGAGUGUCCCUAGUUGUAACAGAAACUGUCGAUGCAGGUUUAUUUGGAGAAGGAAUUGUGGAGAGUUUGAUUCAUGCAUGGGAGCAUUUACUUUUGCAGCCAAAGACCAAAGGUGAAAAUGGUAAUUGUGGAAAGUAUGGGAAAGUUAUUCCAGCAAGUGCUGUUAUAUUUGGCAUGGCAGUAGAAUGUGCAGAAAUCAGAAGACAUCAUAGGGUGGGCAUUAAGGACAUUGCUGGGAUCCGUUUGCCAACAAAUGUGAAAUUUCAGAGUCCAACUUAUUCUUCUGUAGAUACCGAAGAAACAGUUGAACCUUAUACAACUGAAAAGAUGAGUCGAGUUCCUGGAGGAUAUUUAGCUUUGACAGAGUGCUUUGAAAUUAUGAGAGUAGAUUUCAACAAUCUUCAGGAAUUAAAGAGUCUUGCAACUAGGAAACCUGAUAAAAUUGGUGUUCCUGUAAUUAAAGAAGGCACACUAGAUGCGAUUGUGGUUUGGUUUGCACUCCAGCUUGAUGACGAACACAGUUUGUGCACAAGUCCUAGAGAGGAGUCAUGCUGGGAGCAGGCUGUCUACCCCGUACAUGACCUCGCAGACUACUGGAUAAAGCCUGGGGACCAUGUGAUGAUGGAAGUGUCUUGUCAGGAUUGUUACUUAAGAAUCCAGAGUAUCAAUGUCUUCAGUUCGGAACAUGAAAUGGAUGUUGGGAAAAGUUGUACCAAGAAUAAAGACUUGCUUUCUUUAGGAAAUGAGGCUGACCUCUGUAGCGCCCUGGCUAACCUCCAGACCAGUAAACCAGAUGUUGUGGAGCAGACAUGUGUACUGGAAUCCACAGAAAUUGCUUUGCUUAAUAACAUUCCAUAUCAUGAAGCCUUUAAAAUGGCAAUGAGGAAAGUAUUGUCUGCACUGACUCCAGAGAAGCCGUGCCAAGCCAUGGAUACCCACUGCCAGGACAGUGAGAUCAGCUGUGCAAGUGGACAGGAUAAUUCUGAACAGAGUGCCUCUGAGCCUUUCUAUGUGUUAGAUGUGUCUGAAGGUUUCUCUGUUCUGCCUAUAAUCGCUGGCACACUUGGGCAGGUUAAACCUUACAGUUCUGUGGAGAAAGACCAGCAUCGUAUCACUCUGGACCUCAUAUCUGAAGCCAAUCACUUUCCUAAAGAAACACUUGAGUUUUGGUUGAGACAUGUGGAAGAUGAGUCUGCUGUGUUGCAAAGGCCAAAAUCAGACAGGUUGUGGAGUAUAAUUAUAUUGGAUGUCAUUGAGCCAUCUGGGCUCAUUCAGCAGGAAAUAAUGGAAAAAGCUGCUAUAUCCAGGUGUUUGCUACAAUCUGGAGGCAAGAUCUUUCCUCAAUAUGUGCUGAUGUUUGGGUUGCUGGUGGAAUCACAGACACUGGUAGAGGAGAAUGCUGUCCAAGGAACAGCGCGAACUCUGGGAUUAAAUAUAGCUCCUUUUAUUAACCAGUUUCAGGUACCUAUACAUGCAUUUUUGGACCUGUCCUCAUUGCCCUGUACACCUUUAAGUAAGCCAGUGGAACUCUUAAGACUGGAUUUAAUGACUCCAUAUUUGAACACUUCUAACAGGGAAGUAAAGGUACGUAUUUGUAAAUCUGGACAAGUGACUGCCAUUCCAUUUUGGUAUCAUAUGCACCUUGAUGAUGAGAUCAGGUUGGAUACUUCCAGUGAAGUCUCCCACUGGAAACAAGCUGCAGUUGUUUUAGAUAGUCCCAUCCAGGUGGAAAUGGGAGAGGAGCUCGUGCUUGAUGUCCAGCACCACAAAAGCAAUGUCAGCAUCACAGUGAAGCACUGAAGAGCAGUUUUUUGAUGAAAACUGUUUACGUAGAGCAAGUACAGAAUUUUUCUGGUCUGAAUAGUGGGAUUGUAAUCAUAAAGUGGGGGAUGGUAAAGACUUAGUUCCUUGUAUUGGUGAAAUAUUUUUUAAAAUUGACCUUAAUAAAGUGUAUUUAAAAGAUACUACAUUAUUGUGUAGCAUUAUUACAAAAAUGUUUGCUGCAGGCUUCCUUCCUGAAAAAGACUGUCAUGAAUUUUCACGUUAGGAAACUUUGUCUUUAUUGCUCAGUUUUAUUCACUGUAGAUUAAAUUUUACUAAAAUACUUUUGCCUACAUGCUAAAGCUAUAAAGGAUUUUGAGUCAUCUUCAUUGUCAUGUGUAAGUAAAGCAAAACUUAAUAUUCAGGUUAUCUUGGCUUUUUUUCUUAAAUCCAAACUUGUAACUGGAAACAUCAAAAAGUUGGCUUCCACUGAAGACUGAAGGUUAUGGUGACCUAUAAAUUACAAGCUUGCUUCUUUUAAAUACUAGGUGUACUUCUGAAACUCCUCAGGUUUUGUUUUUGGAAUACAAACUUACAUAAGAAUUUAAGCUAUAAGCUAAAUGUAACUUAGAGUAAAAGAGCUAGGAAAGAAAAUCUUAAGAACCCAGCACUUUCCCUGGGGGUCUGCUUUGGCAAAGAAAAAUGUAAAUGUUGAUAAAUUCAAGAAAGUGAAGAAGUUGAUAAAUUCAAGAAAGAAUUAAACCUAAACCAGUGUUUUUCAAAGUUUCAAAGUUUUGAUUUGGAUGCACAGUAAGAAAUAUAUAAUAAUUGGUCCAAUUUCUAAAGACUUGAAAUAGAUUACUAAGAUUAUCAUGCCUUAUAUGUACUACGUGCUCUUUGUAAGUAAGAUGCAAAGAAAAUAAGAUGUACCUUCUUUCCACGUUGCUUGUUCUCGUUACCUCUAAGAUAAUACCAACCAGCUUUACUUUCAAAAGAAAUGUUUAGUUUAUAAUAGUGAACACAAAAAAGACUUUGUACCUAAUUACUGUGAACCAGUAUAUAUAGGGAAUGUGUGUAAAAAUAUACAGCAAAAUCUCAAUAUAAUGUACUGAUUUGGGCGAGGGGGUGUCUGUGAAAGCCGAAAGUCCAUUAAAUAAUAAAGUAGGUUUUCCGAAUGUGUAUGUUAAAAAAUUGACAAAUUCGUUUACCUGUUUUUAUGUAGGCACCUUUGUGUAAUUAAAAUUAAGUAUGUGUGAAAAGUUUAAUUGCACAGAGAAGUUUUCUUUGUGCAUUACAGUAAUUUUAAAUUUAUACAGACUAGGUCUAGUGAAUGGGUGCAUUCACCGAGACUCAACAAAUGCACACAGCUGGGGCAUGGCUUGGUGCAUGUGGGAACAUCUGCCAGCAUGGUUAAAACUGCUACAGAAAGUCAGGCCAGGCAACAGGACCUAUUACCAUGCACAGUGUGAUGUGAUCACAUGAUAAUCACUUGCCAGACAUUGUUUAUGAGCGGUGACUCUUUGAUUUAAAUGUGUAGAUAAUAGUUGUAGAUAUGUAAUAUUCAUUUAUGUCACUAUAAUUAAUA